CCCCGCGCGAGUGGGCGGGCUUAAGGGCGGCUCGGAAAACCCGGCGCGGAUUUGCUCCGCUGCACUCGUGCUGGCGCGGGUGGUGUCAUUCUGGGGCCGCAGUAACGGGGUCGCGCCCUCACUAGGGCGCUUCCCUCGGGAGUUGCUGCACUCACUGCUCUCGUUAGAGAAAGUGAUUUAAAAUCCCGUACUUGCCCUCCCGUGGAGGCUUGAGACAGGACCCUGACCUCCCGCCUGCCUGUGCUGGGAGGCAUGGGCUUCGGAAUCCCCGAGUAGGGUAGUAGGGGACAGUGGAGUGGGGCACCUGGAGACUGCGUCCCAGCCCCUGGCAUCCAGCACUCCCCUAGUCGGUAGCCCUGGCUCCUGUCCUCACUUCCUUCCCUUUUUGGCUCCUGCUGUCGGGCGGACGCGGGGAGGGGGGAAGCGGAAAGGGCGGGAGGGCCCGGGAGCCCGGCGGGGUGCAGGAGGGGGCAUCGCGGAAAAGCCAGGGAGGGGACUCGGUAGAGGGCCAGAGACCGACAAGAACAGAGGCUCGGGACCCGCGCGCAGCCCCUCACCCUUCCCGAGCAGGCGCCCCCAAUGGCCCGACCCCGCUGAUUCCUUCUCUCGGCCAUGCUCCCGCGGCCCCUGCGGCUGCUUUUGGACACGAACCCCCCCGGGGGAGUCGUGCUGAGCAGCUUCCGGAGCCGGGACCCCGAAGAGGGUGGGGACCCAGGUGGCCGGGCCGUGGGCGGGGGGCAGGAGGAAGAGGAGGAGGAAGAAGAAGAGGCUUCUGUGUCAGUCUGGGAUGAGGAGGAGGAUGGUGCGACCUUUACUGUCACAAGCCGCCAGUAUAGGCCUCUUGAUCCCUCGGUCCCCUUGCCUCCCCUCGCCUCCUCCCGAAGGCUCCGUGCUGGUACUCUGGAGGCCCUGGUCAGACACCUCUUGGAUGCCAGGACAUCAGGGGCUGACAUGACGUUCACUCCAGCCUUGCUGGCCACCCACCGGGCCUUUACCUCCACUCCUGCCCUGUUUGGGCUUGUGGCUGACAGGCUGGAAGCCCUCGAAUCGCAUCCUCCGGGCGAGCUAGAGAGGACCACAGGGGUAGCCAUCUCUGUACUUUCAACCUGGCUGGCCUCUCACCCUGAGGAUUUUGGCUCUGAGGUCAAGGGUCAACUUGACCGGCUUGAGAGCUUCUUGCUUCGGACAGGGUAUGCAGCACGGGAGGGUGUUGUGGGGGGCAGUGCUGACCUCGUCCGAAACCUCCGGGCCCGGGUGGACCCCCGGGCCCCCGACCUUCCUAAGCCCCUGGCCCUUCCUGACGAUUCCCCUGCUGACCCCACGGAUGUCCUGGUGUUCCUCGCUGACCACUUGGCCGAACAGCUGACCCUGCUUGAUGCGGAGCUGUUUCUCAAUCUGAUCCCCUCUCAGUGUUUGGGAGGCCUAUGGGGUCACAGAGACCGGCCAGGACAUUCUCAUCUCUGCCCGUCUGUCCGAGCCACCGUCACGCAGUUCAACAAGGUGGCGGGGGCAGUAGUUAGCUCUGUCCUGGGGGCCACCCCAACUGGAGAGGGGCCAAGAGAGGUGACUGUGAGGCCACUCCGACCCCCACAGAGGGCCCGGCUCCUGGAGAAGUGGAUCCGUGUGGCUGAGGAAUGCCGCCUGCUUAGGAACUUCUCCUCAGUGUAUGCUGUUGUGUCCGCUCUGCAGUCCAGCCCUAUCCAUAGGCUUCGGGCGGCCUGGGGGGAGACAACCAGGGACAGCCUCAGGAUCUUUUCCAGCCUGUGCCAGAUUUUCUCAGAGGAGGAUAAUUAUUCCCAGAGCAGAGAGCUCCUCAUGCAGGAAGUAAAGCUGCAGCCCCCUGUGGAGCCACACUCCAAGAAGGCCCCAAGGUCUGGCUCCAGGGGUGGGGGUGUGGUUCCGUACCUGGGAACCUUCCUGAAGGGUCUCGUGAUGCUGGAUGCAGCCUCCAAGGAUGAGCUGGAGAAUGGCUACAUCAAUUUUGACAAGCGGAGGAAGGAGUUUGCUGUCCUUUCUGAGCUGCUGCGCCUCCAGAACGAAUGUCGUGGCUAUGACCUCCGACCUAACCCUGAUAUCCAGCAAUGGCUCCAGGGCCUCCAGCCAUUAACUGAAGCUCAGAGUCACCAUGUAUCCUGUGAAGUGGAGCCAUCUGGUACCAUUGAUUCCCCCGCGGCAAGGACGCUUCGGCCAGCACUAGUCAUCACACAGUGGACGGAAGUUCUGGGCUCCGUUGGAGGCCCCACCCCGCUUGUGUCCUGGGAUCGGCCCACUGUGGGGGGAGAUGAGGUGCCAGGAACCCCGGCCCCUCUGCUGACUCGCCUCGCCCAGCACAUGAAGUGGCCGUCUGUCUCAUCUCUGGACUCUGCCCUGGAAAGCAGCCCCUCCCUGCACAGCCCUGCUGACCCUGGCCACCUCUCUCCUCCAGCCUCCUCCCCUAGGCCUUCUCGGGGUCACCGACGCUCAGCCUCCUGCGGGUCUCCGUUGAGUGGGGGCACAGGAGAGGGGGCCUCCAGGAGUGCUGGAUGUGGGGGCGGGGUAUCUGGGCCAGGGUCCUCUGAUUGCCGAAUCAUCCGAGUCCAGAUGGAGCUUGGGGAGGAUGGCAGCGUCUACAAGAGCAUCCUGGUGACAAGCCAGGACAAGGCCCCAAGUGUUAUUAGCCGCGUCCUUAAGAAAAACAAUCGUGAUUCUGCUGUGGCUUCAGAGUUUGAGCUGGUGCAGCUGCUACCCGGGGAUCGAGAGCUGACCAUCCCACACUCGGCUAACGUCUUCUAUGCCAUGGACGGCGCAUCUCACGACUUCCUCCUGCGGCAGCGGAGAAGACCAUCUGCUGUCACCUCGGGGUCCCACAGCGGCCCCUCUGCCUCAGGAACUCCUCCAAGCGAGGGAGGAGGGGGCUCCUUUCCCAGGAUCAAGGCCACAGGGAGGAAGAUUGCACGGGCACUGUUCUGAGGAUGAAGUCCUGUUGGUUUACAUAGCAACUCAUACCAGGAGUGAGCAGCCACACAGGGUGGCCCUUCUACCCGAGCAGAAAUCCCAAAAGGCGGCCAGCCACCCUGGUACAGUAAAGUCACCUGUUUACGAAACCACUGCGAAAAAGCCGGCCCUGUGGGACUGGUGAUCAUGUAACCAAGUUGGAUAACUGCAUAUAGCUUCCUCCUCUGGGGAACGUGGCACGCCAUCUGUGCUGGAAAGAGUAUUAGCCACUGCCACGUGACAGCCUGUGAAGGGCCAAGGGAAGGCCUAGAGGCUGAGCCCAGGGCAGAGGGCAGUGACAAGAGGUUCUGUUGGGGGUUUCCUUGUCCCGCUUUGGGGGUUCUUGCCACUGUGAUAACACUAAGAGAAUAAACCAAAACACUACCUGAA
Rattus rattus (black rat) is the source of this 3363-nucleotide messenger RNA. It is a transcript of the gene Rgl2, whose product is annotated as ral guanine nucleotide dissociation stimulator like 2. The transcript has 18 exons. Gene Ontology annotation, molecular function: guanyl-nucleotide exchange factor activity. Bases 613 to 2949 code for a protein of 778 amino acids. Gene Ontology annotation, biological process: Ras protein signal transduction; positive regulation of GTPase activity. Lineage: Eukaryota; Metazoa; Chordata; Mammalia; Rodentia; Muridae. The record is from RefSeq and is a predicted model, not a curated record. Gene Ontology annotation, cellular component: plasma membrane.